This is a messenger RNA of Peromyscus eremicus (cactus mouse), 946 nucleotides long. It is a transcript of the gene Cthrc1, whose product is annotated as collagen triple helix repeat containing 1. NCBI's taxonomy places the organism in Eukaryota, Metazoa, Chordata, Mammalia, Rodentia, Cricetidae. The transcript is spliced from 4 exons. Bases 19 to 750 code for a protein of 243 amino acids. The record is from RefSeq and is a predicted model, not a curated record.
UCGCAGCCACCGCACACCAUGCACCCCCAAGGUCGCACCGCCUCCCCGCGGCUGCUGCUCGGCUUCUUCCUUGUGCUGCUGCUGCAGUUGCCGGCGACGUCCAGCGCCUCCGAGAACCCCAAGGUGAAGCAAAAAGCGCUGAUCCGGCAGAGGGAGGUGGUAGACCUGUACAAUGGAAUGUGCUUACAAGGACCAGCAGGAGUUCCUGGUCGCGAUGGGAGUCCUGGAGCCAAUGGUAUUCCUGGCACACCAGGAAUUCCAGGUCGGGAUGGAUUCAAAGGAGAAAAGGGGGAGUGCUUAAGAGAAAGCUUUGAGGAGUCCUGGACCCCAAACUACAAGCAGUGUUCGUGGAGCUCACUGAAUUAUGGCAUAGAUCUUGGGAAGAUUGCAGAGUGUACAUUUACGAAGAUGCGCUCCAACAGUGCUCUGCGUGUUCUGUUCAGCGGCUCACUUCGGCUAAAGUGCAGAAAUGCUUGCUGUCAGCGCUGGUAUUUUACAUUUAAUGGAGCUGAAUGUUCAGGACCUCUUCCCAUUGAAGCCAUCAUCUAUCUGGAUCAAGGGAGCCCUGAACUAAAUUCAACAAUUAAUAUCCAUCGUACUUCUUCUGUGGAAGGACUGUGUGAAGGGAUUGGUGCUGGGUUGGUAGAUGUGGCCAUCUGGGUUGGCACCUGCUCUGAUUACCCUAAAGGAGAUGCUUCUACUGGAUGGAAUUCAGUGUCUCGCAUCAUUAUUGAAGAACUACCAAAAUAAAUCCUCUGAAGCUUUCAUUUCCUACCUCUUUUAUUUUUAAAACCAAACCUUUGAAUGGUUCAUUUAAAUGACAUUUAAGGAAUCGCUUUACGUACCCAGCUGAAUGAAAAUGCAAAGUUAAAUAUGUUUACAGACCAAAGUGUGAUUUCACACUUUUAAAUCUAGCAUUAUCCAUUUUACUUCAACCAAGAAUGGU